This is a messenger RNA of Salvelinus fontinalis (brook trout), 7566 nucleotides long. Its product is annotated as glutamate receptor-interacting protein 1-like. The record is from RefSeq and is a predicted model, not a curated record. Gene Ontology annotation, biological process: neurotransmitter receptor transport, endosome to postsynaptic membrane. The transcript is spliced from 16 exons. Bases 1 to 2874 code for a protein of 957 amino acids. Gene Ontology annotation, molecular function: nuclear glucocorticoid receptor binding. NCBI's taxonomy places the organism in Eukaryota, Metazoa, Chordata, Actinopteri, Salmoniformes, Salmonidae.
AUGGCUUUCCGGCUUCAAGCAGCCCAGAGACUGUUGUACAGUGACGGUUCUAGCUGGGUUGACACAGCCUACGCACUGAUGAGGAGAGCAGGCUGUUUGGGCUUAGACAAGCACCUUUUCCUCUUAAAGCUGGGGGGGGGUGAGUUGAAUGGCCUGACUCCAUUCUAUGAGUCUGUUAUGCAGGCUUGGAGGGUUCUGGUCAAGUCCCGUAAGGCCGGCACGCUACCAGGGAUGUGGCUUUUUGAAGAGCCUCUUUUUUAUAACACCAGUGCUCUGGGUUCAGCCAGCCUGCGUUCAUGCCUGUUAGGUGUCGGGUGCACCAAGCUGGGUCAUCUGAUGCAGAGCAGGAGCAGAUCGUUGGAGGAGCUGGGAGAAAGAGCGGGGAUCCGAUCAUCUCGCCUACUGAGGAAGGUCGUCGCUGAGGUCUGUGACUCCUUGCCAGUUCUUCAUCGUCAGUAUGUGACUAACAUUUCCAAUUCUGAUUGGUGGAAGGAGGGUCUGGAUUAUGUAUUCCCUGCACUGAUUGUUAGUGCUGCGGUGGGGGCAUUUGAGGAGGACGUGGGGAUGCUGCUUUCCUUCGAUACCCCGGAGCUGGGGGAGUUCAAGGAGGUGGGAAAGAAGGCCAUGUACAGAAUAUGUGUAAAGGUGUCCCAUGCCUCUUCCCUGGAAGGGGUAAAAUCGACGAGCUCCACAGUGUCUCUGGCUAGCAGUACCCUGGGUCUAGCAGGUCAGGUUGUUCACACUGAGACAACUGAGGUGAUUCUGGUCAGUGACUCUAUCAUGGGGUUUGGCAUCCAGCUACAGGGGGGGGUGUUUGCCACAGAGACCCUGUCCUCACCCCCGCUCAUCGGCUAUUUGGACCCAGACAGUCCUGCAGAGAGGUGCGGGAUUUUGCAGAUAGGUGACCGUAUCCUGUCUAUAAACGGGAUCCCUACAGAGGACAGCACCUUGGAAGAGACCAAUCAGCUACUGAGAGACUCCAGCAUCACCAGCAAGGUCUCGCUGGAGAUAGAGUUUGACGUGGCAGAGUCAGUCAUCCCUAGCAGUGGCACCUUCCAUGUGAAGCUACCAAAGAAGCCUGGGGUGGAGCUGGGGAUCACCAUCAGCUCUCCGUCCAGUAGGAAACCUGGGGACGCUCUCAUCAUCUCCGACAUCAAGAAGGGCAGCGUGGCUCACAGGACUGGGACUCUGGAGCUGGGGGACAAGCUGCUGGCCAUCGAUAACAUCCGCCUGGACAACUGUUCCAUGGAAGACGCUGUUCAGAUUCUCCAGCAGUGUGAAGAACUGGUCAAGCUCAAGAUCCGCAAGGACGAGGACAAUUCAGACGAACAGGAGCUGUCUGGAUCCAUCAUCUACACGGUGGAGCUGAAGAGAUAUGGAGGCCCGCUGGGGAUCACCAUCUCAGGCACAGAGGAGCCCUUUGACCCCAUCGUCAUCUCCAGCCUCACCAAGGGAGGACUGGCCGAGAGGACGGGAGCGAUCCACAUCGGGGACAGGAUCCUGGCCAUCAACUGUAACAGUCUGAAGGGGAAACCACUGAGUGAAGCCAUCCACCUGCUGCAGAUGGCUGGAGAGUCUGUCACACUGAAGAUCAAGAAACAGGGAGAAUUGGCCAGUCCCAAGCAGCAGUCGGUGUCUGGUCAUCUCAGUGAUGUGAUGCUGAGUGAUGUGGAGGACGAGGCAGGGUUAGGCGGGCUGGGAGGUCAGGCAGAGAGCCAGAAACUUGGGAAGCUCUCUGACCUCUACUCCACCACCAUCCCCUCUGUGGACUCAGCCGUGGAGUCCUGGGACGGCUCGGCCAUAGACACCACCUUCAACACCCAGGCCCCAGGUUUCCAGGCGUCUGGCUACAGCUUCCACAGCCAUGAGUGGAGGAACGCCAAGCCCAGCCAAGGCAGCCUGUCCCCUGUCAGCACCCGCCAGAGACACAACAUCCUGGCAGACCUGGGCCUCAGCGAUGACGAAUGGGACAGACCCACCGUCAGCGGAGCUUCUACUCUGCCCACCGGCCUAAUCACUGACAGCAGGUUCACUGUGGGUCAUGACGGGACCGAGCCGGACCAGGAAGAGAACUUCUGGUCUCAGGCCCUGGAAGAUCUAGAGACCUGCGGCCAGUCUGGCAUCCUGAGGGAACUGGAGGACGAGCCAGACAGGCUUCUGAAUAAGAGAAACUUGGCCACCAUUAUGUCCGGCAGCAGUCUGAGUCUGAACCAUGACCCUGCUCCUCUGAGGAGCCACCUGGGUCGGCAGGCCAGCUUCCAGGAGCGCAGCGCAGCCCGGCCGCAGUACACCCAGUCCUCGCGCUCCAACACCCUGCCCAGCGACGGGGGGCGCAAGGCCUUCGCCAUGAGGAAGAUGAAACAGGAGAUGAAUGACGUCAUGUCGCCCACCCCCGUGGAACUGCACAAGGUGAGUCUGUUGAAGGAGUCGGACCUUGAAGACUUUGGCUUCAGUGUGUCGGAUGGCCUCCUGGAGAAAGGUGUCUAUGUCAACAACAUCCGCCCAGGGGGACCCGCAGAGGUCGUGGGGCUGAAGUCCUACGACAGGCUGCUACAGAUCAACCACGUGAGGACCAGAGACUUCGACUGCUGUCUGGUGGUCCCUCUGAUUGCCGAGUCAGGCAACACACUGGACCUGGUGAUCAGCAGGAACCCUGCUUCCUCCAGAACCGGGCCCCAGUCAGGACUGAACCAGCUACCCACCGAGGAGUCUGUCAUCAACUGGACCGAGCCGGGGGACAGCCUCUCUGGCCCUCCACCGAACCAGAACCACCAUUCCUUAUCCAGGAUGGCUGCUGGAAUCGGGGUGACUGGGAUCGGUGUGGCGCUGGCCGGGGCUGGGCUGGAUGAUAGAGACCCCACUAAGACCUUAUAGCAGACUGGAGGUCUGAAGGCCCAAGGCUCUCUGUCUGUCCCACAAAGACCUUAUAGCAGACUGGAGUUCUGAAGGCCCAAGGCUCUCUGUCUAUCUGUCCCACUAAGACCUUAUAGCAGACUGGAGGUCUGAAGGCCCAAGGCUCUCUGUCUAUCUGUCUGUCCCACUAAGACCUUAUAUCAGAGUGGUGGUCUGAAGGCCCAAUGCUCUCCCUCUCCUUCCCCUGUGAGUUGUCCUCCCCCUGGUGCUACUGUAGAAAACCACUCUGAUGAGACAGGGGUCAAUAUAAAAUGGAGCCUUAUUGCAUGUGUAGGGCACUACUUCUGUCCAGAACCUGUGUGCAGGCUAACCCCUCACAGCUCUGGCUAAAAGUAGUGCACUACCUAGGGAAUAGGGUGCUAUUUAGGACGCAGUCAGACAGACAGUGUUCCUAGGUGGACGGUGGGGUCCGGGGCUGCUAAGUCAAAGCACACUGACAAAACUAAAAACUCCUUCCUCUGAGCCAGAGCAUGAGCCACAAUCACAAGAGGUUUCCUCCUCUUCCUCCCUCACACUGGGGACUAUUGAGUACGGUACGCACCUCUACCCCAGGACUACAAAGAACUACAAAGAUGGAGGCAACAUCGACCACACUGACCUCUUGGAAAAUACCAGAGACAAAAAUAAUAACAGUGAUGAACUGAAACAAUAGUGCCAUCCGACCGAUCCUCUCCUUUUGAUUACCGCAGCUGGACAAUAAAACAGGAACUCACUUCUGUUGUUUAAAACAAAAAAGACAAAAGAAAACACAAUAAGAUUUGCUGAACCGUUUACAUGUGAUGCUGGACUGGUCACUCUGUGUGUGUGUGUGUGUGUGCUCCACCGCUGUGUCGCGUCGUGACGGAGACAAGGCCAGUGAUACAAACCCUCUAUCUAGUUAUUCUAGGGAGUCUCUCCCUCUCUCUCUUUGUCUCUAUCGCUCUGUCCUCCUUCAUCUGUCAUAGCUGGGUCUCACUAGCUCUCUGUUCCUCCCCCAGUGGUUUUUAAGGGUUUUUACAGAGAUAAUAUUAGUACUGCAUCUGACUUCUUCCCAAUGAUUUUUAAGUAUUAACUAUUUGACUUAAAAAAAAAAAAAAACAUCUGGAAAAUAGCACCAUUUUUUAAACGUUAGCCCCAUUUAUUUUCUGAAGCCUGUACUGUCAUCCUGCCUCUCGGAGACUGAGGAGGAGGAUGUUGAAAUGAAACCAGGACAGUCAGGCGUCCCCUUAGGCUUCAUCACAAUGCGUUUGGCAGCCGAGACAAGACGUAAUGUGACGUCUCCUCUCCAUGCAUGUCACCAAGCUCACUGGUUGACCUAGAAGCAUAAUAUAUGAAACCCUUUAGAAGAGGAUUUAAAAAGCUUUGCUUCGGGGAGAAUAAAGAAGCAGGUUUAUCUAGGCUACACGCAAUUAGAAAGAAACAAAAACAAAUGGUACCAACCAUACAAUCUGCAAUUCCCAAACAAAAUGGCGACUUCUCUGAAUCCUAGAAUACAGGAAGCACCUUAUCCUUCAUUUGGACAUAAAUCUAUUUUCAUAAAUAGAUGCAGAAGAGAUGUUUUUUUUUACCGUACGGGGAGGUAAUAUAUGCAAGGUGCUUCCUUACAGCUGCACUAGUAAAGGAGGAAGAACUGACUCCAUGGUCCUGAGUCUGACUUGCUUGCAUACAGUAUGUGUGAAAUAGGUACGCUAACACUGUGCUGUUACAGGAACCAGAAAUAGAGUAAAAAAAUAAUAAUUGUGAUAUCCAAUUUGUAACUACUAUCUUGUCCCAUCGCUGCAACUUCCAUACAAGGAGACGUGAAGGUCGAGAGCCAUGCAUCCUCCAAAACACGACCCUGGCAAGCCGCACUGCUUCUUGACACACUGCUCGCUUAACCCCGAAGCCAGCCGCACCAAUGUGUGGGAGGAAACACUGUACAACUGGCGACCGAAGUCAGCUUGCAGGCGCUCAACCCGCCACAAGGAGUCGCUAGAGCGCAAUGGGACAAGGAAAUCCCGCCCGGGCCAAACCCUCCCCUAACCCAGACAACGCUGGGCCAAUUGUGCACCGCCUCAUGGGUCUCCCGGUCACGGCCGCCUGUAACACAUCCUCGGAUGGAACCCGGGGCUGUAGUGACGCCUCGAGCCCUGCGAUGCAGUACCUUAGACCGCUGAGCCAUGCGGGAGGCCCCAGAGAGAAAGUCCUACUACUUCAGAACAUUGGACAGCACAUUGCAGGUAGUUUCAUCGGUCCCUGAAACUAACUACUACUUAGGAAGCUGCACCUAUAAAACUGGGUUUAGAAAAACAACUUCCAUAUUAUAGCAGUCAUUUAUCCUUUUAAAAACGACGUUCAACCAACCAGAUAUCAACCUUAAUAUCCCACCCUGAAUAGUAACGUUACUGAUUUAAUUUAUACCAUCCAAUCAAAAUAACCCAUUGAUUUAAGGGGAGGGAAAAAAAGCAUGAGGUAAAAAUCUAAAACAACCCAAGUAAUUCAAAACAGGUUUUCUAUUUUGUAUCCCACCACCCUGUACCCUAUUUGAGUAAAUAUCAACUCAUAUGCUAAUCUGUGUGAUACUGGCGUUGUUUAAAGUAUGUUUUUGUACGGUUCGUUUGUUUUUCCGAGGUUUGCCCCCCCCCAAAAAAAGGCUUCAAAUAAUAACAAAGAAUUUGUAAUAUAGAAAAGGACACUUGUUUGAUGAUGAGGAGAGAUGCGAGGUGUAUGUUGAAGGGUCCAGUGUAAUGUCUUACCCUAUAAAUGGGAAGGUAACAAGGUAAGGCAACAAGAUGGAAUUCCAGUAGAUUUUCCACUUCAUAACAUUUUUUUACUAUUACAACAGAGAAAAAUAAUAACAGAGAUCUGUUCAGAAGCAGGCUGACCUGUGACUAAAACAGACGUUCCCAACUGUGUAUUUCAUAUAAACUAGUGGCUUUUUUUUGUUGACGAGUGAUGUCACCUUUGUCUUCAGUGCUCACGCAACACCUGUCUCUUGCUUAUAGAACUAGAUCAGACUUGACAUGUGGAUUGACUUGAAAAAUGGGGAAAUACCAUUCUAGGAUUUCUAUUUCUAUGGUCUCACGUACAACAGCAUUAUCCGUCCUACUAUACAACCAACCGCUCGAUCUCUAAUUUAGACAACGCUCUCCAUCUCUCUCACUUACGCCAUAGAGACUGUUUGAAAAGCCGUAGCGUCUCUAAUGUUCACUUUCAAGUACUGUAUUUAUACAUUGACAACUCCAAUACACAGGAUGCUAAACUACUGAAAUGGCUGCCAUCAAAUACACUGUAUACUGAAUUGGCUGACAUCAAAUACACUGUAUACUGAAUUGGCUGACAUCAAAUACACUGUAUACUGAAAUGGCUGACAUCAAAUACACUGUAUACUGAAAUGGCUGACAUCAAAUACACUGUAUACUGAAAUGGCUGACAUCAAAUACACUGUAUACUGAAUUGGCUGACAUCAAAUACACUGUAUACUGAAAUGGCUGACAUCAAAUACACUGUAUACUGAAUUGGCUGACAUCAAAUACACUGUAUACUGAAUUGGCUGACAUCAAAUACACUGUAUACUGAAUUGGCUGACAUCAAAUGCACUGUAUACUGAAUUGGCUGACAUCAAAUACACUGUAUACUGAAUUGGCUGACAUCAAAUACACUGUAUACUGAAAUGGCUGCCAUCAAAUACACUGUAUACUGAAAUGGCUGACAUCAAAUACACUGUAUACUGAAUUGGCUGACAUCAAAUACACUGUAUACUGAAUUGGCUGACAUCAAAUACACUGUAUACUGAAUUGGCUGACAUCAAAUACACUGUAUACUGAAUUGGCUGACAUCAAAUACACUGUAUACUGAAUUGGCUGACAUCAAAUACACUGUAUACUGAAUUGGCUGACAAAUACACUGGAAACUCAGCUACUGAAAACGACCGACGUCUCAGCUACUGAAAACGACCGACGUCUCAGCUACUGAAAACGACCGACGUCUCAGCUACUGAAAUGACCGACGUCUCAGCUACUGAAAACGACCGACGUCUCAGCUACUGAAAUGACCGACGUCUCAGCUACUGAAAUGACUGACGUCUCAGCUACUGAAAUGACUGACGUCUCAGCUACUGAAAUGACUACACUCAGUUCAACCGUAGUGGCCCAACGGUAAUAUUUGACUACUUCAGUCACUGCUACUAUCGUUGUGUUUUAGAGUUCAGUUGAAUCUCAAGCCAUCGCUGUGUCAUAAACAACAGUGGUUUAUUUCACCACAGAUACAGUUCAUUGCAGACAUUUACACCAUAAGUUUCUUUACAAUUCACCUCAACGUUACAGAGAACAAGCUUUUGGACUUAUGCAGACGAAACCGUGAGUUUAAAAAAAUAAGCUCAGGUGGAGUGGUCAUUUUUCUGUUCUUAAUACUGGAGUAUACACUGCCAAUUACCAUAGUGGGGUCAACCAUUUUCAAUGUAUGAUACAUUUAAAAAGAAUCAAACUCACUGUUUUAAGUCCCUGAAAAUUUUUAUUUUUAUUUCUAAUGGACCGGUAUUAUGACCUGUAAAGUAUUUUUGUACAAAUUUAAUACUUUGGUAGCAUGAUAUUUAUCGUCUAUGUAUAACUUUGGGAAUUCCUCCAGCUGUAAACCUUUGUAUGGCCGAGAAAAGAGAAACAAUAAAAAAAGAUUUACAGAGUGGGGAAAAAACAA